GUGGAGAAGGGGAAAGAGGCUGGUCUGAGGUCUUUAUAAACGUCCGAUACAUCCGCGCUUCAGUUGCACGUAGUAAAUAACAAAAAUUUGUUAUAGUGAAGAAAUAGUACUGAGGCUAUUUGCAAACCAUUUAAAGAGUGUUUAAGGACUUGUUGUGGGUGAUCACCAGUGGACAAUCAAGCUUUAUAGGUUUCCUCAAUUGAAAGAUAUGGAUGAUAUCCAGGUUGUGUCAAAAGCACCCCUGCUUGUUGACAGGGAAUUGCCAGGGUUGAGAGAGGCUGUAGCUCAACUCGUGAUAAAGGAGCACAAUGUAGAGACUCCCCAUGGAAGGAUCCACUGCACCAUGAAGGGGGUGCCCAAAGGAGACCGCCCCGUCAUCCUCACCUUCCAUGACAUUGGACUGAACCACAAGACAUGCUUUGACUCCAUGUUCCAGCAUGAGGACAUGCAGGAGAUCAUGCAGCACUUUGCUGUGUGCCAUGUCGAUGCCCCUGGACAGCACGAGGGGGCCAGCACCUUCUCUACCGGGUACGAGUACCCCUCCAUGGAUCUGCUGUCUGAGUCUCUCCCCUUGGUCCUCAAGCAUUUUGGUCUGAAGAGUGUCAUUGGAAUGGCCGUCGGAGCUGGAGCCUACAUCCUUGCAAGAUUUGCUCUGGACUACCCCACAUUGGUGGAAGGCCUUGUUCUGAUUAAUAUCAACCCCUGUGCUGAGGGGUGGAUGGACUGGGCUACAAACAAGGUCACUCCUUUGCCUGACAUGCUCAUCGGCCAUCUCUUCGGAAAGGAGGAAAUCUCCAACAACCAUGACCUUAUCGCCACCUACCGCCAUCACAUCAUGAAUGACAUGAACCAGUACAACCUUCAACACUUUGUUAAAGCUUACAACAGCCGGCGGGAUCUGGAGAUUGAGAGGCCCAUUCCUGGUGGAAAAGUCACCGUCAGAACCCUGAAGUGUCCUUCUCUGUUGGUGGUAGGAGACAGCUCUCCGGCCGUUGACGCUGUGGUGGAGUGCAAUACUAAGCUGGACCCGACAAAGACCACAUUGCUGAAGAUGGCUGAUUGUGGAGGCCUGCCCAUGGUUGACCAGCCUGCAAAGCUGACAGAGGCCUUCAAGUACUUCAUUCAGGGAAUGGGCUACAUGCCUGCUGCCAGCAUGACUAGACUGGUCCGCUCUCGCACGGCGUCCGGAUCCAGCAUCCACUCCAUGGAAGGCAACAGGAGCCGGUCUCACACCAAUGAGGGAAACCGAAGCCGGUCUCACACCAAUGAGGGAAACCGAAGCCGGUCUCACACCAACGAGAAGCGUGGCCGCUCCCACACAGACAGUAUGGAAGGCACAGCAAACAGCAGCGCCGCUCUCAAGUCCACCGAAGUGUCCUGCUAGACAACCCUUUCCCUAGACCUUUAACCUCCAGCCCUCUGGUUCCUGCUGCACUGCCACUAACCACUCUCUCUCACACACACACACACACACACACACACACACACACACACACACACACACACACACACACACACACACACACACACACACACACACACACACACACACACACACACACACACACACACACACACACACACACACACACACACACACACACACACACAAGAUUCCAUUCCAUUCAAUGCAAAGAGUUGUUUUUGUAAAGAUAUGCAAGUAUAUACUACGGCAUAAUAAAGGAAAUUCUGUAGAGGGAAGAAAAAACAAACUGAAAUUAACUGAUCCCUUCCCAAUUGCAGAGUCCAGUGGAAUAUCUAGGUGUUAGGGGCAACGCAGCUGAGCUACACCGCAACAGAGAAUGUGGAGAAAGCUGUUGCUGCAGAGCGAGUACCUAGUACACCAGUUUGUACAUUUUUCUUAUAAAUCUCUCAUAAGGAUUUUUUUGUUUGUUUGUAGUGUUUUAUCACCUGACAGUUUUCUUAAAUACAUACCUGACUGUAAAUGAGUGCUUCUUUCUGUUCUCAUUGUUAUUGUUCAUGAACUUUUCAGUGUUAUAAUUCAUGUUCUGUGUGAUAUAGGAUAGACAGUGUUAGGCCUAGAUGUGGAGAAAGAAAAGGCAAGUGGAUCAAGUUUUUUUGCUCAAAUUGAUAUUCGUCUUUGAAACCGUGGGAAGGGGGAAUCGGAAAUGAUGUUGUCCAUUCAUUUUGAGUUAAGUCUCCUGGAUGUUCUGUAUCUGUCAACUCUGUGGAAUCAAACACUUAACUGUUCUAUUCUAGAACAUUCCAUGAUACACUAUUAUUUUCAUUAAUCAAACACAACAACAACUAAAUUGAUCAGCUUUGAAUCCUAUUGCUUUAUUAAUAGAUCAUGGCUUCAGGCAAAAUAAAUCUUUUGGAUAUUUUUUGUGUGUGUAUGUAAAUGUUUUCUAUGCAAUCAAGCACGGCAGAACAAAGAUGAUGUGCCAUGGAAACCUUCUCUGACUUAAAGUUAUUUUGUUGUGAAGGAUUUGAGAGAGUCAAGCCGAUAGAUCCACAUAAUGUAAUGUGAGGAUAGUUCUCCUUAGAACGUAUCAAAAACCCUCCCACUCUUACGUGCACUGCAGCAACACUUGCCGGCUUUGUAGAACACAGGCCUACAUCGCUUUUUAAAGAUGCACAACUGCCUAAUGCUGUAGAUGAGAAGCAUUAAAUAUGGCAUAACAGUUUUGUAUUUAUUUAAUAAAUAAAAACCUAUAACUUUU
Molecule: messenger RNA, 2684 nt
Organism: Oncorhynchus gorbuscha (pink salmon)
Lineage: Eukaryota; Metazoa; Chordata; Actinopteri; Salmoniformes; Salmonidae
Gene: ndrg1a
Product: N-myc downstream regulated 1a
Exons: 16
Coding region: 209-1384 (391 amino acids)
Biological process (GO): signal transduction
Cellular component (GO): cytoplasm
Source: RefSeq, a predicted model, not a curated record